Entamoeba invadens IP1 is the source of this 1635-nucleotide messenger RNA. RefSeq names its product methyltransferase, putative. The coding region runs from base 1 to 1635 and encodes 544 amino acids. Gene Ontology annotation, molecular function: protein binding; tRNA (guanine(46)-N7)-methyltransferase activity. NCBI's taxonomy places the organism in Eukaryota, Evosea, Mastigamoebida, Endamoebidae. The record is from RefSeq and is a predicted model, not a curated record. The transcript has a single exon. Gene Ontology annotation, biological process: tRNA methylation; RNA (guanine-N7)-methylation. Gene Ontology annotation, cellular component: tRNA methyltransferase complex.
AUGAGUAAGGAAGAAUCCCAUGAGACUGUGGAGAACAAAGAAGUUGAUACUAUUCAAGAACCAGCCGAUGAAGGAAAACAAUUUGAAGGCGAAAGGUACCCACGGAAAGAGGGAAUGGAGUACAGAGAACCCGUUAAAAGGAGGAUGAAAUUAAACCCUAUUGUUGAGUAUUUUAAAGAUAUAUCGUUCAACCUUCCUUAUUACGUUCCAAAAGGGAAAUCAAAAGACGAAUUGGACGAGGCGUUUGAAAAGAGAGAUAUUCACGUGUUGAACAAAAUAUUGUCUGAUGCUGCACAGGAGAGAAACUACUCGAAAGUCAUAUACGUGUAUAGGGGAAUUUAUGAUAGACACAUCUUUGAGAAUUUAUACACAUUGACUAUUAUGGUGAACACAGGGGCAAGAGUUGGAGAUACCAUAUUAGUCGACAAGGCGUGGAAAAGAAUGCGACAAUUGGAUAUCAAACCAAGUGAUGUCACUCGUACCGUUACGAUCAAAGCGUACUUAGGAUCCGGUCAAAUAGAAUUAGCACUAGGGUUGUUCUAUUCGAUGAACACAGAAAACAUAAGAACAAUUAAUACUGUACUUAGAGGACUCUUGAGAAUGGGCACCGACAAACAGAUCAAAACUUUCAUGAAGAGAGGAUUUAACCAAAUCGACGACCCGACUACGAAAGAAUACUUAGCGUCUAUGUAUACAAUCGAAAGUGCAAAUGACUAUAUCAAGGAACUCACUGAGACUAUGAAAAGUAAAGACGAUGUGACACCAACUACGUUAUUGGUGUUAGCAACGUAUAACUGUUUGACAAAUAACGUCAAUGCUGCAGACGAUUUACUUCGGGAGUUUGGAGAAGUGUGCGACGACGACAAAGAUGAUUACAGGAAGUCCAUCAAACUCUUUAAAAAACAUCAGAAUUCACAAUUGAGACACCGAAGAAAGUACAUCAAGGCGUACAUCCAAAACGUUAAGGCAAACCCCGAUACACUCAGACCAGUACAAUUCUUCACUCAAGCCCCUGAUGUCUUCCAACUCUAUCCAAAAGCAACAGAAAUCAUUAGCUUUGAAAAGGUCUUUGGGAACACCAAUCCAGUGAAUAUAGAAAUGUGUAGUGGAUAUGGAGAGUGGUUAAUCGACAAAGCUAUUUCACAACCAAAGCAAAAUUGGGUUGGUCUUGAGAUUUACAAAGACAGAGUGUUUAAUAACUGGGCAACUAAAGUGUUUGCGGAGGUAAAGAAUGUCUCCUGCAUAUGGGGAGAUGCAGCAGAAGUCAUCACUAUGGCAAUCUUACCAAAUUCAAUUGAUAACAUCUACUUGAACUUCCCCGAGCCUCCUAAGUUUGAAAAUGCACCAACUAAUUUGUUCAAGUCGCAGUUCUUCUUCCAAGUUGCGAAAGCGUUGAAAACGGGAGGGACGUUUAAUUUGUUGACUGAUUCUAUUAUAGUGGUCAAAAUCAUUAAAAAGGUCUUUGAGAAUACGCCAUUCUUAGGUGUACGAUUCCGUUAUGAAGGCAAGGAAAUGUUUGUCAACAAAAUGCCUGCAGACUAUGGAACUUCUUACUUUGAUCAGCUAUGGAAAAAUGCGAAUACGAAUGAAGAUAGAUAUUUCAUGAGGCUAGUAAGGACAGGAAAGGUUAAUUGA